Effrenium voratum is the source of this 866-nucleotide messenger RNA. Lineage: Eukaryota; Dinophyceae; Suessiales; Symbiodiniaceae. The record is from the annotation of a GenBank genome assembly.
AGGAAGCUCGAGAGCUGCACUUCAAACCUCGCUUUCGUCCUUUGGGCCGAAUCGGGAAGAGCGCUGUAGCUGCAGAAAUGGCUGCGCCAAGUGUCAUGCCUGGAUUUUUCCCUGCAACAUCGGUGUAUGCUGCCCUUGCCUUCCAAGCAGCUGGAGGAAUGCCAAGGAUUGGCUUCACUUGGUUUUGAUCUUUGGUGUCCUGUCCUCUGUGGUUUUCAUCAUAUUGCAGAUAGUGGAGAUCGCCUUCCAGGACCAGUGCCAGACUCCUCUUUGCGUGGGGCAGAUGGUCUCUGCCUUGGUGAUCCUUCCGAGUCUGUACGACUUCUUCAAGUUCAUCGGAACAUACGACGAGUCCUUGCAGGAGCACAAGCAGAGGGCGGAAGACGAAGUCCACGGACUGAUCGAAAGUAUCAAUCAGCAGGUGGCCGAAAUGCAGGAGGUCGCUGCCAAAUUGACGGAGAGCGUCACAGACUUUGCUUUCCGUUCCUUUGACACUAGCCGGGAAGGUUUCGAAAAAUUCAUCCUGGAUUUGAAACUCUACUACAGCGAGCUCUAUGUUCAAAAAGAGAUGCUGCAGGAGCUGCGGUGCUUCAUGCUGAAGUGGCUUGCCGUGUUCUCCCAGUCCCUGCUGGAUGCGGAGACAAAUCCAUUGCUUCAGGGCUUGGAGGAGGAGCUCAAGAGAUGCAGCACGCUUGAUGAGCUGUGUGAAAAGGUGACAGGGCGCUUGAGCAGGCUCAAGGUUUCAACACGCAUGGUCAUGGCCCCUGCAGAGUCCUACGUGCUGCCAAAUCGAGCCAUUGAGGAUGUGGAGACUGCAUCAGUAGCUUCUUGGUCCCAGACCUCGCAGGCUUCCCAGACCUCCCAGG